Messenger RNA from Xylaria bambusicola, 890 nucleotides. RefSeq lists its product as uncharacterized. The record is from RefSeq and is a predicted model, not a curated record. Bases 113 to 628 code for a protein of 171 amino acids. NCBI's taxonomy places the organism in Eukaryota, Fungi, Ascomycota, Sordariomycetes, Xylariales, Xylariaceae. The transcript has a single exon.
AUACCGUUUUCUAACACACUUAGCCAAUCACAAACUAAUCAUCCAAAGCCUGGUAAUACAAACACGGUACACUGUAUAGCAGGUUGUUCGACAUUUCACGAACUUGGUUUAAAUGUAUAUCCCCGACAUCCGUAACAAGGUUCCCCCGGACCCUCGAACUGGGAUAUCCGGGGCUGGACAAUGGCAACAAAUACUCCCCAUCUCACAUCUUAUUCCUCAUACUUACAGCAAUACAUUCUCGAAUCCGCGCUAUCAUUACCGGUAUCUUCUUGCCUUGAUUAUUGAGACAAUCUCCACAGCCAUAUCCAGCGACACUACUGCCUCUUCUCCUACAAGCAGGCGCUCGCUAGGCAAGCGCGAUCUCAGCCCCAACGCCGUUACGAGCCUCGUAGCAAGCCUUUUGGUUACUGCCUUCGUCAUCUUUGCUGCAAUAUUCUGCUACGUUUACCGAAGAUCGAUCCGUUUCCGCAAGCAAGGGCGCAAGCGUCGCCGUCACCACCAUCAUCGAAGACGACCAUCCGGCGUCUCCAAGAUGUCUCAGGGGUCGGAUGCGGUGGCAGGCGGCGGCGGCGAUGGAGGCGCAGAGGAGGCACCGGCGCCAACGCCUGAUCCUCCAGCAGAGGCCUGAUUAUGGGGCUCUCACACCUCCGUCACCCUGAAACUUAAGGUUAGAGCUCUGGAAUUACGAAAAGUCUAAGACGAAUCAUACGAAUAUUAUGAGUGUUUAAGAAUUCAAAAGAAGCAUUGCGACGGAGUAUUCAUAGGUUCCAGCAGGAUUUGGCGUUUCAUCUUCCCAUUCAUAUCCACAGGCAUUGAUUCAUUGGUACAGGUUUCGGCUCUACGAGUUAUGAUGUUCGGUUUUCUUCAGUUCUUUGGCUGUCUCUUUGGCU